AUGGCAAUGGCCCCCCAUAGUCCUGCACUUUCGACAUGCGUAACGAUUGGGAGGCGCUAUGCCUUCGCAAAGAGGAGGAUCACUCCGAGAAAGCCGCCGCCGCCACCGCCGCUUAAUUGCAAGGUCGUGCCGCUGCCGCGGAUCACAAGAUCCAUACACGGCAGAGCUGACAUCCCCACAAGCCCGGUUGGAAUUUUUAAAAUGUCCUUAGGCCGCUUCGGUUUACUUCCGCCGGAGCUUAUCCGCCAAAUUUGCUACAAUCUGACCCUCGACGAUAUCCUCAUUUUUCAGAAAUGCCAUCAUUUUCUGGAAGUGAUGAUCGAUAACGUGUUCUUUGCUGACAUGAAAGUGAUGCGAGCGAACUGCGAUGCUGAAGGCAACACUGUUUCCGUUUCCGCUUCUUCCUCAUCCACUUGCUUCUCUACAUCGUCGAACUGGAAAGAAGUUAUGUACAAAUCGAGCAGAAUCAACAAGUUGUUUAUUAAAAGAACGGAGGAUGCGAAGGAUAGCUAUCUAUUGGAUAUUAUCGAGAGAUCAGAAUUCUACCUGCUCGAACUGGAAAUUCACCUCCUACCCGGUCUACAAAGCAAUCAACACUCUAAAAAUAAUAUUUAUCCGAGAUUAACCGAGUUCUUAACGUCAUGCGGUCAAAAUCUCACUCGUUUCCGUCUCGAAGUAGGCGAAUCCAAUUCGAUCGAAUACCUCCAUUAUGGGGCAAAUGCCACUUUGAUCUACUCUCAAGACAAAGACUCUCUGUUUCAACAACAACUCGUCAUUCCUUUGUUCCAGGCGUUGAAUGAAGGUCGCCCUUGUCCAUCAAUGUUAACGCUUCGAGUGGAAUGGCGUGAAAAACCAGUGAUAGCAUUGCAAACCGCUUUUCACGCUGCUUUGCCGAGAAGUCAACGAUGCAUGCUGCAGGUUCUUAAACUGGAUUUUGGCUCCAACGUGUCCACACUUUCUCGUGAAGAGAUCCAACAGAUUCUCGCCCAAUAUGCUCCGUACCUAAACGAAACACGACGGUUGCAGCACCUCAUCCUUGAUCUGAGCCGAAGCCAGCUUCUAGCAUCCGAACUCGAAAUGCUUUACUCGAUCAUCUCACGAGAAUUACAGCAAACUCAUCGCAUCUCUCUGUACACCUCGGAAUACCUCCCAAAAACGAAUGUAGUUCGGAAACAAAUGCACACGAACAGAAUAGUGUGCUCUUGA
Necator americanus (New World hookworm) is the source of this 1206-nucleotide messenger RNA. RefSeq lists its product as uncharacterized. Lineage: Eukaryota; Metazoa; Nematoda; Chromadorea; Rhabditida; Ancylostomatidae. The transcript has 11 exons. The coding region runs from base 1 to 1206 and encodes 401 amino acids. The record is from RefSeq and is a predicted model, not a curated record.